Molecule: messenger RNA, 1140 nt
Organism: Haemonchus placei
Lineage: Eukaryota; Metazoa; Nematoda; Chromadorea; Rhabditida; Trichostrongylidae
Source: the annotation of a GenBank genome assembly
AUGAAAUGUCGCGUAUGUGGCGAUUCUCGUGCUGGCCGUCACUAUGGUACGAUCGCUUGUAAUGGUUGCAAGGGAUUUUUUCGGCGAAGUAUCUGGGAGCAGCGUGACUACACAUGUCGUUUUGGAAGUAAAUGCCAAAUCGUUCAAGAAUAUCGUAAUCGCUGUCGUGCAUGUCGUCUCCGGAAAUGUUUCGAAGUCGGAAUGGACGCCCGAUCUGUGCAGUCGGAACGCGACAAACACAAGAAAAAAGCCACUGGUCAAGGAUCUCCUAGUCUGAACUCUACCAGCAUCGUCUGUUUCCGUAUCUAUAGUGCGCUUUUCAAGGAGCGACAAACCGACAACAUGAUCGACGCGACGGAGGACACCGAUUUCAGCGAGCAGUUCAAUAAGCUAUGUAGGGUAGAUGUUACUAUCGAAGCGGCAUUCAAGCAACCCGGAAUUGUGAUGGAUUGGUUGACCGAAUAUCUCAGGAAGAUCGUUCUAGAACUCACCACUGCAGUUCAAAAAAGCCAUUUUAGAAGCUUCUCCAAAUCUGGAUGCGAUGGUGUGGCGCUAGUGAAUGGCAGUUGGUACCCACGUGACAAAGAUCUGCAGAAGACAUUGGAUCCAGGGUGCAACCACUAUUUCUCGAUUCUGUCCGAACACCUCAUGCAGGAUUUAGUUUUCCCUAUGCGUGAGAUGAACAUGAAUGAAGGAGAAUUCUGUCUGCUGAAGGUGCUGAUCCUGUUCCGCGUUGAUCAUCGUCUGUCAGAGGAAGGCAAGCUUCAUGUGACAAAAGUUCGUAACAAGUUCAUAGACGCGCUCUACCAUCAUGUUCAACACGAGUAUCCAGCUUUUUCGGCUAUCGAAGUCGCUCAACGAAUCUCAAAAUUGCUAUUGCUCUUGCCCAGUAUUGAACAUUUGUCACAACAAGAAGACGACAAUGUUCAAUUUCUUGCUUUGUUCAAUUUGGCGAAUCUCAAUGGACUUCCAUAUGAAUUGCAUUCGGCAACUAAGCAACAGAUACGUGAUGAAGAUCCCACUCAGGUUAACGAAGUGACCUCAAACAAUGUCGAUAUGAAGGGUUAUGGCGAUUAUGAUGCUGGUCAGUGUGGUGCGACCUUUAGUGGUGUUCCUCCGUUCACCAGUGGUAUUUUAUAA